Megalopta genalis is the source of this 4920-nucleotide messenger RNA. Lineage: Eukaryota; Metazoa; Arthropoda; Insecta; Hymenoptera; Halictidae. The record is from RefSeq and is a predicted model, not a curated record.
GUUGCAUGUCGCGGUUUACAAAUCUCGAAACGUGGUCGGACAAAUUUUCAACGAUCGUCAUCGAGAAGAACCAAUGAAGCUGACCGUACUCAAUACAGGUAUCUAAAUAUGUAUCAAAAUCAUUGCGAGGAGACGAUAAGAGAUGAUUCAUACACACAACCUUUAUGAUAACAAAACUUCAUGAACGACAGGAAAAACGUGCCAGUUGUAUAGAAAAUUUUGUUAAGGAAGUUGAAGUUGUGAAACGCAGCAUAAGAUCAUUGGCCAUAGGAGUGGAGCAGUUUGAAGUAAGCAUGGUGUAGAAGUGAAAGUGAGAGUGCAUUGAAUCGUAUUGUUUUAUUGAAACCAUGUACGUAAUCGUCGAGCGGAGCCUGCGACGCGUAAAAUAAGGUUACCUUUCUUUUAUUAAAGAACACAAAUUAUUCGGAGAAAAUACGGUUAGUCACGUAUCAAUGUGUUUUAUACAUUCAUGGUAGAAAAACAUUUCGUGCAUAACCACGAGAAAUCCAUACAACCACGGACAAGAUGUAACAGAAAAUACGCACGAUAAAAUAUAUAAUCGCCGAGUUAGCAAGGAAUAAAUUGACAAUCAAGUACCCUCAAAAUGAAAAUACGUAACUGAAAACGAAGCAUACACAUAUACCCAUAACUGGUAAUAUUUCUGGACACGAUACAUACAUUGAAACAGAGCUCACGGAAAGAGAUAGCAGUUAGUUUUUGCAAAAGACGCAGUUACACGUUGCCGAAACAACUUCGGCGAGAACGUAGCGUAGAAUCGGAACUCGAUUGGGGUCGAGUGUGCAGAAUCGAUCGUUGCAUUUUCGACGCUCGCGCUUCCCCCUUUUUUCAUCGACAGAAGAGCAACGACAGGAACGGACGUUUCACGAGGCACAAAGGGAAAAAUGUUAGAAUCGAUAGAGUGGAUUGCUCGUUGAUUUUUUAGACCAGCGACACCGGUUUUUCGGUGAGAGAGUGCGUGUUUACGUGCGAGCGAACCAAAACAUCAAUGACCUUGAAAGAAGAGCAGUCACGUGACCAGGAGAGUAGCCCCGGGAUUGGACAGAAUCGAGGCGCAUAUAAUGUGUAUUGCGCCGUGCGCGCCCUGCGUCCCGCAUUCCGUGCCCGAUAGAUGGUAGAGAGGUUUGUCUAAGAGGGGAAAAGGGGCGAAAGACAGACUACGCGACGGCAACGACAACGACGGCGGCUACGAGGACGACGAGAAAGACGAGAGAGAGUGCCGUUCGCCCGUACGUCCGUGUGUGUGCGCGCGCGUUGCUCGCUUGUGUGUUGUCCCAAGAUGAAGUCCGACUCUAAACCUUUGUUGACAGCUCAGGCGGAAAAGGCGAAUCAUUACACGUAAGUAAGCGGUCGCCGGGCCGGUCGCGUGCUACGUGAAAAAAAGUGAGAGAAUAGGAAAAAUUGGAGGCCAAAAAGUGCGUGAUUUAAAGUGGAGUGCAAACGAAAAGAGUAUCAUUAAUAAAUAUACAUACGUGCACAAAAAAAAUAUAUAUACAUAUGUAUAUGUAAAUAAAUAUACUAAAAAAAAAAAAACGAAAGAGAAAGAACGGAAAAAAGAGAGAGGGAGGGCCGCGAGCAGCGCGGCAUCAACGCGCGCGUCAAAAAACGCCACGAAAUAAUGUGUAGCUCUGUGGAUUCGCAUUCCAGAUACUUGAAGGAAUUUCGCGUCGAACAAUGUCCCCUCUUUAUACAGCGCAAAUGCACACAACACCGACCCUUCACGUGCUUCAACUGGCACUUUAUGAACCAGCGGAGGCGCAGACCGGUGAGAAAGAGGGACCGCACCUUCAACUAUAGCGCCGAUAAUUAUUGCACCAAGUACGACGAGACCACCGGCAUAUGUCCAGAUGGAGACGAAUGUCCAUUUCUUCACCGCACCGCUGGAGACACAGAAAGACGUUAUCAUCUUCGUUAUUACAAGACUUGCAUGUGUGUCCAUGAUACGGACACACGUGGAUUCUGUGUCAAGAAUGGACCUCAUUGUGCCUUUGCACAUGGCAAUCAUGAUCUUCGUCCACCUGUCUAUGACAUCAAAGAAAUACAGGCGCUGGAAAAUCCUGAUUCAGAUCCCAAUUCGUCAUCGAAUGGACCAAAUAUAUUGGAUAAAGAAAGGAAUUUAAUGAACGAAGAUCCCAAGUGGCAGGAUACAAACUAUGUACUCAGUAACUAUAAAACAGAACCAUGCAAACGUCCACCGAGACUUUGUCGUCAGGGUUAUGCUUGUCCGCAAUAUCACAAUAGCAAAGAUAAAAGACGUAGUCCGCGUAAAUAUAAAUAUCGGUCUACACCGUGUCCGAAUGUAAAACACGGAGAGGAAUGGGGUGAACCAGGAAAUUGCGAACAGGGAGAUGCUUGUACGUACUGUCAUACGCGUACGGAACAGCAGUUUCAUCCUGAAAUAUACAAAUCUACAAAAUGCAAUGAUGUACAGCAGGCUGGUUAUUGUCCACGCGGAGUCUUUUGUGCAUUCGCACAUGUCGACCUGUUGCCAACAGAAGAAAUGAGCCUGGCGAGGGACAUGGCGGUACCUAUAGAUUGUGGCACCAAUCUGGCAGAUAUUCUCAGUAACGCGCUUCCACCUGACAAGCGCAGUCAUGAAAAAGAUAAACCACUUAGCGAUAGCAGUAAUGGAAGCGGUGAAGUAUCAGAGUCAGCAAGUACCAGUAGCAUUGGUAGCAACAGUUCACACAGUAAAGCUCCUGGUGCUCAACUUCAUAAUUCGAAUUCCAAUACUGCUGUAAAUACUUCGAAUCAACAUAAGUUAAGCAUACUGUACAAUCCUAGUUCACUCCUCCAGGUUGGCGAAAUUCGUAAACAAAUGGUUGCUAUAGAUAGCGAUCCCUUAUUAACAAAAGCUGAGAAGGCUCAGCAAAAACAAAGUUUGUACAUUGCUUAUAGUUUAAAUGGAACCUUGGGCAGUCAUUCGUUAGCAACUACCGUAUCACCACUUUCAAGUUCAUUUUAUCCAAAUGAUACCGUUGAAUCUGUAGUAGGGAAUGCAUUAGACGAGUUGCAUUUAGAUGAUCCUUUAAAUUUAGUUGAAUCAAUUCAUAGGGAUACUAAUUCACCAAUUAGCAAUUCAAUAUCAGCAGGCCUAGCAAGUUCUGGAUUAUUGGGGAGCUCGGCUCCAGUUAAUAUUCCUGGAAUGGCUGAUCGUUCGUUUCCUACCAAUUUUUCACCGUCUACAUCCAGCCCACUUCAGCAAUUACAUUCAGCAAGUUUUCUUACUGGGUCCAGGUUUUCUCAUCAAGAUUCUAUGGAAUCGACUAUGCCAUUUAUGAAUCAAGUAUCAGAUCCAUUUAGCAAUCAUAUCUCACAACUUAGCAGUUCAGCUUCUAAACUUAGUGGAUUUAAUAGUAGCUUAUUUGAUUUUACGAAUCAAGGAAUGUCUCCAUCUCGUACACAACCUCUCCCAGCAUCUCCGUUGGUCAAUGCAUUUUCCAUCAGUCCUAGUAAUACAGGAUCUUUGUCCGAGGUACAAAGGCUUAGAGAAGAAUUAACAUCGAGCCGCGCUCAAUUAGCAACAUGGGAGGAACGAAUUAACCAAGCUAGAGCAGCUUGCGCCGCCUGGCAAUUAGAAACCGAGGAAGCUACAAGUAGAGCAAGAAUCGCUGAACAGCAGAGAGAUGAAGCCCUAUUGAAAGUGAAAGCUUUGACGGCAGAGAACGAAGCAUCCAGCGGUGGUGGCCCUUACCUUCAUACAUUGAGAAGAACAAGUGAACUUAGAACAUUGUCGAUAGCUGCGUUAAAGACGAUUCAAUCGCAACUCCGUUCGGAUCUCGAAGAGGUGGAAAAGGUGCUGUACAGAGAAACGGCAACAAAGUGCAUGGUUUGUGAGGAACAAAAUCGCACUGUUACCCUCUCACCCUGUAACCACUACGUGGUCUGCUCGACGUGCGCUCCAAAUCAACGAGAGUGCCCGUACUGCCAGACUCCGGUUGUCUCCACAAGUUAGGUCUGAAAUACUUUGUUAGAACUCCCCGUUGUUAUAAUUACCGCAGUUUCUCAGUAACAAGGACAAAUAUUAUAUCUUCGAUGCUCCGACGCGAGAGGGGAGCGUUAGAAAACUUGACACGAAAAUCAGUACUUUGAAACCAACACGAUGGUGGUAUACAUAUAUUGUAAAAGAAUUUUGAAGAAUUCUUAACUGCGGUAUAGACGCAUGAUUGCAAUAGAGGAGAGAGACGAAACAAAUUACAGCAAUAUUAUAAUUUGACUAUCGCCAAAGUUAAUACGGAUGUGAUAUAAGACUUCGUGAACGUAGUCUCUAUUUGUCAUACCUUGUGUCAACAGUCAUUACCUGCUAUAUAGCUUGUCUACAAAGAUUCUGACGUCACAUCCUUUGUAUUAAGAAAAACGAAUAUUAUCGAGAUCUUGAAAAUGGAAAAGAAUACUUUAUUAUUUAAUAUAUAAUUCAAAGUACAUUUAUUAGCCAGGGUGCUAGCUGAGAUAGUUAGCAUUUACAAAACCAGGUAUGUGUACUGAGUUACACAAUAUGUAAAGCGAAAAUAAAAAUGUUAUAAUCGGAAUAAUGACGGACAAAGUUUUGGGACCUCUAAAGUAUAUAUUUGUUUAAUGAGAAUUGUAAUAUCAUGAUUAAACGCAACAAAAAGUAACACUGUCCCACACGUAACGUUUGCGGGACGAUUUUCUUCGAUUGCUACUGAGCUGUUAAACGUAUGUCACGUCAAAUGAUAUUUCUAUUGUAUUUAAAACUAUAUUUAAAUAGGAUCUUUCAAUUGACCUGUACUGAUAAUGACGCAAACAAGUAUUAACAAAUUUUAUAUCCUUGGUUGAGAAGGUAGUAUUGAUGAUAUCUCUUACUCUAAGACUAUAUGAUUUUUAGGUUUUUUAUAUAAAAUAAUAAAAUUGCUCGUUUUUAUAACGAUGCAGAAAUUGGGA